UAAAACAAAAUGGUGGACGGUCAGAGGGAUUACUGCUAUUGGGUUUGCAUUGGUUUUAACCUAAAACCCGAAGUUAUAUUCCGAUUAUCAAGAUGUACUUUGAAAUUUUAAAUAAUUAAUCAAUAAUGCCUUGGUUCUGGGAAGGCUUUGGGUUUUUCUCCGUAUUCAAAAAGAUUAUUCAUAUACUCCCAUAUCUCAUGCUGGCUUCCGUUUGUCUCGUUUGUGAUUGGCUGAUAACCGUGCCGAUAAUCCACAAUACAGACCCGAGUAGAGCAUUAAUGGAUAACUUGGCUCAUGGUUUCAUCGCUGGUAUUAGCUGGCUUAUCGUUGUUGGCAUUUCAAGAGAAGGAAUCAUUCAGUCACUCGGAUGCUCUGUACUGUCAUGUGCGAUUGAUGUCGACCAUUUCUUCCUCGCACGUUCAUGGAACUUGAAGGAUGCGUUGUCCCUUACUCACCGUCCCCCACUUCAUACAACAACUAUAAUCCUGCUUCUGGUGCCUUUACUGCAAACAUGGUGUGCUCAACAUGUGGUUUGUCUACACCUUCUUCCAUACAUGUUUACUAUCUCUGUACUGUCACAUCAUUUGCGGGAUGCUCAAAGGCGGGGAUUGUGGUUCUGGCCAAUAGGUAGUACCCCUUCCUUACCUUGCUGGCUCUAUGUAACCUGUGUCAUGCUUUUACCAUUUGUGUUAAAAAUUGUGAUCAAAGCUGUCGAGAGCCUACCUGACAAUGAAGAGCUAAAGAAAUCACCAGUGCCUAUAUGAUUACUCAUCUAAGGUCAGUAUUUUUUUUAAAGUAAUAUAUGAAAAACGAGUGCGUGUUUCAUCAGGGAUUCCAAACACCGAGAGAGAUGAAAACACGAGGCUGUCUGCGGCCGAGUGCUUUUAUCGUUUCGAGGUGUUUCCUGAUGAAACACGAAGCACAAGUUUUUUAUAUGGCUUUUGAAAGUUACAUCAAAGAAUGUCACGAUGUAAUCACAAUUUUGCCCCAAUUGUAAAAGGCGGCAUGAACGGAACGCAAAACUGCUUUUCAAACUAUCGACCUAACAAUGCCGAGAAGUUUGUGUCCAAUCACAACCUGCUUUUUCUCAAGAAAAAUACAAUAAGUACAUUUCGUUAUUUGUUAUGUGACGCAAGCUCAUUCAUUCACGAGAGAAGCUUGAGCUAUGGCCAAAGGUUUAGGGGCCAACCGUUUUCAUUCUCCCAAGUGCUGAGAGGACAAAAAGACAUUGAUUAAAGCCAGAACCCAAAGUCUACAAUGUACAGGAGUACAGGUUAGCAAAGUUCCCAAUCUAUUAGGGCCAGAAAGUAAAGUUUCUGAGAAGGAAUAAACUGUCAAUAUUCAGAGUUUGGAGUCGGAGUUUAAUUUAAGUAGACCAAGGCUUUAGUUCAAUUUUACACUCUGCAUCAUUCAUUUUCAAAUUGUGAGGUUAACAUAAUUGUAAACGAUAAAAAGGAGGACUACCUCGGAAUGAUUUGGUUUCCUUGAUUUAACCAAAUUCCCAACUGUGUAAUUAAGAUUAUGAUAAAUAAAGUUGUCAUUGAUGUUAUUGUUCUAUAUGGGUCACAUGCAUGGAUCUUGAUAUCCAAUGAGAACCCAGAUGUCACUAGUGAUGUUCAUCUGGGUUCACAUCGGGUAUUAAGACCCAUGCAUGUGACCCAUAUCCUCUCCACUUAUUGGCUAAUGCCUGCAUGAAUAAUUAAUAAGUUUAAGAAUAGCAUAUCAUAACAUAAUUUGUUAGAAUAUUCCUAUAAAAAUGUUUGAUCAUCAAAUCUUUAGAAAAAUAAAUCCUGUAUAAAGUUUUAAAAUCAGUAAAAUCAGUUAAAUGCAGGUUUACAAAAGUGACAAGAAAUGACAAGUUAUUUUGUGGGAUACAAA
This is a messenger RNA of Nematostella vectensis (starlet sea anemone), 1878 nucleotides long. RefSeq names its product transmembrane protein 267. The coding region runs from base 126 to 764 and encodes 212 amino acids. Lineage: Eukaryota; Metazoa; Cnidaria; Anthozoa; Actiniaria; Edwardsiidae. The transcript is spliced from 2 exons. The record is from RefSeq and is a predicted model, not a curated record.